This is a messenger RNA of Coregonus clupeaformis (lake whitefish), 2633 nucleotides long. RefSeq names its product fibronectin-like. Bases 56 to 1696 code for a protein of 546 amino acids. Gene Ontology annotation, molecular function: protein binding. NCBI's taxonomy places the organism in Eukaryota, Metazoa, Chordata, Actinopteri, Salmoniformes, Salmonidae. The record is from RefSeq and is a predicted model, not a curated record. The transcript has 11 exons.
CAAUUCGACAACUUUUUUAUGUGGCUUCACCCGAGGCUUCUCGACAGCAGGAGAAAUGAGUUGUGUUGGCGACCAUCACACAAUGCUGGCCUCAGAUGAUGUGCUGCCCCCUCCUGGUGACAUCCAGGUCCUGUUGCUGACAUUAGAUUCAGUGUCUCUGAGCUGGAGUUCUCCUCAGGGGCUGACAGGACCACAGACAUUCAGAGUGACCUGGGGGUGUGACGGUGAAACAAGGUCAACAAGAGUGAAAGGUGGGCAUCAUCUUGAAAUAAGCAGUCUCCAACCUGGUAAAAAGUACCAGUUCAACGUGGCUACAGAGGGAGAAGAUGGAAGCCAAAGCAUAUGCGUCUCAGCAUCCCUAUCCACAGUGGUCCUACCCAGAGAUUUAAAGAUAGACCAUUUGGAAGAGACCUCCUUCACUCUCCACUGGUCCAAGGCUGAAGGGAUGGAGAAAGUCCCACAGCGCUUCCUCAUAUCCAACUGCAUUCCAGGAAGAGACCCCCUCGCAGCCAUUACUGACGACUGCCACAAAACCUUCUCAAACCUGCAACCUGGCACAGAGUACACUGUUAGUGUUUCAACUGUGCUGACCAAUGGGGAACAGAGUGAACCUGUCUCUACAACAAUCUGCACUAUACUUCCUGCUCCAGAGCAGCUGAAUGUUGACUCAGUGGACACCACAUCAGCUGCUGUUAGCUGGAGCCAGCCACCAGGAUUGGACCAAACCCAACAUCAUUACCAGAUCUCCUACCGCUGUCCAGGGACAGAACCACACAUCACUACCACAUCUUCACACAACAUCACUCUCUCUGACCUGAAAUCUGCUACUGAAUACUCUGUAACUGUCUGCACUGUGCUGGAAAAUGGAAAGCAAAGUCAACUGGUGUUAACAACCCUCACCACAGUACCUCCUGCUCCGGACCUGUUAACUGUUGACACCACAUAUGGUACUGUUAGCUGGAACCAGCCACCAGGAUUGGACCAAACCCAACAUCAUUACCAGAUCUCCUACCACUGUCCAGGGACAAAACCCAACUACACUACCACAUCUUCACACAGCCUCACUCUCUCUGACCUGCAAUGUGGUACUCAGUACUCUGUCACUGUCUGCACUGUGCUGGAAAAUGGAAAGCAAAGUAAACUGGUGUCAACAACCCUCACCACAGUACAUUUUCAGUGGUGGAAGAGACCCUCCAGAGUUGCUGCAGUUUGUGUUCUACUGGCUGUGAUCAUAGGCCUGUGGGAUUCCUAUGCCACUGCAGAGAGAGACCAGCUACAGAAGGAGAUAGAAAGGCUGAACUGGAUAAUCAAAGGGUCCUGUCCUGAAGGAUGGAGAAGGUUUGGCUGCAGCUGUUACUACCUCUCUACUGAGAAGAAAUCCUGGACUGAGAGUAGACAGGACUGUCUGGAGAGAGGAGCAGACCUGGUGAUCAUUAACAGUGAAGAGGAACAGGCAUUCAUCAAUGUAUUUGAAGCAUUCACUUUUGCCUGGAUUGGUCUGACUGACUCUGUUACGGAGGGGACCUGGAAAUGGGUGGACGGCACACCACUGACCACCCCAAGGUAUUGGAAGAGUGGAGACCCUGAUGGUGGUAGAGUGGGGAACUGUGGGGAAAUCUUUUACAUAUCACCAGGCCAAGGAGUAUGGUGGGAUUAUGAGUGUUCAUUUUCACAACAAUGGAUCUGUGAGAAAUAAGCUUCUCAUAGGUAAUUUCUCUGCACUGCUGAUUAAUCUACUUUAUGUUAAUGAUGGUCUGAAGACUGGCGUGAUUUGGUAGAAUGGUACUCUGAACUACAGGUAGGAGACAAACACACAUUCAGACGCGCGCACACACACACACACACACACACACUGAUCUGAACCUGAGUCUCCAACGGGAGAAAACAACCUCUUAGUUAGAGGAAAUUCCCUUUUGGGCCGAGACACUGAUUUUGAAGUUGCAGGCGGGGCUACCUCAUCACGUGACCAUGAGCAACCAAUCAUGACCGACACAUGUCCUCUACACAAGCUGACACACAAUCAUUUAUUAAUAUGUCAAACAAUGAGUUGUAUAAUAGGGGUAUAUCAUUCAAUAGCCGCUGUCAAUCAAUUACAGUUUUACAGUACUAAAUACAUUUGAAAUGACAGUUUAUGUUUCAGAUAUACUGUAUGUUUGCUUCUUGUGCUUUUAUCAUACUGAACAUAAACAAUGUCUACGUCCUGCUAUUUUAAUAAAUCAUUCAACCUAGAUUAAAGACACUUCCAGGACAAGACACCUCUCUGUUUUAUACUUUAUCUAAUAUUAACAUGGAAUCUAGAAGGACAAGACACUUCUCUGCCACUUAUAGAUAGAGUGUGAAUGUUACUGUUUCCAUUUUAACUCAUAUUUUUUAACCUCUUUGCGGUGACAACACCAGAAUGAAGGGUUGGGUCAUAAAUAACCAUCAGUUAUGAAAACAGUGUCUAUGAUUUUGUUACUAAACUAACUGGGACUAAUCAUUGACUACAGUAGGACAGGUGGCAAUGACCUCCAGAUAUCAGAGAGACAGCCUUAGGCAUGGUGUGUGUGAGAUUCAUGUAUGAUUCAUGUAAAAGUAUAUACAUCAGUGGAGGCUGCUGAGGGGUGGACGGCUAGUAAUAAUGGCUGGAACAG